AUGCCCAUGAACGUCGAGAGUCAUCCCUUGGGCUGGGCUAUGAGCUCGGAGCUUCUUCCAGGCACUGUGGUGGGUCAGGGGCGCUACGUCCUGGCAGAGAAGCUUUGCGAAGUUUGCCGCCUCCCACCGCGCACGCGUGCUUCUGAGCAUCUUGCACUGCCUGAGCCAAGCCAUAGGCUGCUGCUCGAUGAUGGACAAGGGCAGGGUCAAGUGGUGCCUUACGAGGGUCUUGCGGCGGCGAUCGCCAGUGACCUUCCGAAUGUCGCACUUUCUCGCUUGGCCUUUCUGCCGGCUGUCCACGAAUAUGCGGUAUCUCAUUUACAACGUCACCAUCUCUAUGAUGUGACCAAUUUCCGCUACAACUUCGGCCCCCGCCUUGGACGAGGCUCCUUUGGUGAGGCCUGGCGGGCCGUCACACUGGACGGCUCCAUGAAGGAAGUGGUCCUUAAGCGGCUCUUCGUUGAGAAGGGUGAGCACGUGCGCAGGAGUGGCGAGAGGGAGAUCCAUUUCGGUUCGAUCUUGCAGCACCGGCACCACAUCGCGAGGUUUUUGGAGUCGUUUGAAGAGAUUGGCAUGGUUGAGGAGGGGAAGAAACAGGUAGAACUGUGGCUUGUUUUUGAGAACGAAGGCUUCUCUUUGACCCACUUCCUUUUCAAGACGCAGCCGGGCUCACAGGUGGUGGAGCGAUCCACAUUCUGGUGGCUAGUCAAGCAGGGCUUGCCCUGGGGAGGACAAGUCAUCAAGAAUUUUGCUUACCAGCUUCUGCAAGGUCUGGCUGUGGCUCAUGCUGCCAACAUCACGCACCGUGAUGUCAAGGGCUCCAACAUCUUCGUCACCGACACGUGGCCUCCCGUGCUUCGCCUGGGGGACUUCGGCAGCGCCUUGACCACCCCGCCGGGCGAGGAGGUGAGAAAGCUUUAUGGCCUUGAGGGACCCAGUGAUGAUGAUGAAACCAGCGAGUACAAACCACCAGAAGCAGGACUCUUCGACGACUUGCUGCUCCAGCGAGUGGGGCUCAGGGGCGAUGGGCCUUGGCGCAAUCGGAGCUAUGACAUGUGGAGCUUGGGGGUGCUGCUCCUUGAGCUUAUACUUGGUACACGGGAUUUGUACCAUGUGGAUGAUCGCCGCUGGCUGAAGGAGGAGUUCCAGCUCCACAAGAAUGUCCCCGAAGAGCGUCGAGCACAAGGCACUGCCGGGUGGGGUGCACUCCUUGAACUCCUGGAGCAGGUGAGCCACGACAAUGCUCGGAUGCCGAGUUCGCGGAAAGGCUUCAAGUACAGGUACAAACGGGUCAAAGAUUCUGGUUGCUUUGACUGUUCCACGCGCCGCCAGGAUGCCGCUGGCGUUGGCUUGCCGAAUGCCGCCGGCCGCGACUUGCUUCGAAGGCUUCUAAGUUGGGAUCCCAAUGAACGGAUCCAGGCGCAGGAUGCCUUGAAGCAUCCCUGGUUUGAUGAUGGAGUGGACCUUCCUCCACUUCGAGUCUUCAAAUCUACAGCCAACGCAGCCUCUGGCAUCUCGCAGGUUGAUGAUGAGGAAGUGACCGAGACACCAGAGACCCUGGACGGUCAACUGAGCGACUGGAGUUGGAGUGAGGAGGAGGAUGCACCUGCUUUGGCCGUAUGGGAAGAUGAAGGCAGGCUGGGUACGUGGGCAUUUUCGAUGGCCAUGGUGGAGAUUGGACUGCCAGCUGGUUGGCACGAUCGCUCCAUCGACGCCUUCAACUGCGGGGGCCCAGGAGCAGCUGGAGUAUCGAAACUCGGAAGAGCAGCUGGGCACGGGCAGCACUGCUCUAGUGGUACUGUGGCUGAGCUUGAGAGCAACAUCUUGAACCAUUUGGAUCUUCACUUCAUUUGUGGAAAAAAGUCCGUUGACAAUGUGAAGAAGCCUUCUCCCAUCUUCGUAUUUGUCUUCCCCUAUUUAUGGCCUUAUGCCUAUGCCAACUCCCUUGUGUUGGAUUCGCGAUCAGAUGAGCUGCGUGGACAGCGGGGCACUGUGGUCGAGGCAGACUCUGGUCCCGGGCGCCCGCGCCGGGUCUUUUGCGUCGUGCGGUUGCUGCGAGAUGGCACCUUGAGGCAGUCCCUGCGCAUGCUGAGCGAGCUGCGGGCCGUACGUCUUACCAAGGAUCACAAGCCCGGUUCGCCAGAGGAGAAGCGUCGCAUCGAGGAGACGUGCCAAAAUGGUUUAUAG
Molecule: messenger RNA, 2187 nt
Organism: Durusdinium trenchii
Lineage: Eukaryota; Dinophyceae; Suessiales; Symbiodiniaceae
Source: the annotation of a GenBank genome assembly